AUGAAGGCCAGCUCCGCAUCAAACCCGGUUGUUCUGUAUUGGCACCGGACGGAUCUGCGACUUCAUGACUCGCCGGCCUUGCACGCUGCUCUUGCUCUGAAGCCCGCUGUCUUCAUUCCAGUCUGGACAUGGGAUCCCCACUAUGUGUACAAAGCUCGCGUGGGUCCCAAUCGCUGGAAAUUCCUCCUGGAAUGUCAAAGUGAGCUGUCCAAAAGCUAUAAGAACCUCAAUCCAAAGCAAAAGCUCUGGGUUGUAAGAGAAGGACCUCAGACAGUUCUACCCAAGCUAUGGAAGCAUUGGGGUGUGACACAUCUUGUGUUUGAGAAAGACACGGACGCGUACGCCAAAGACCGGGACACUGCCAUUGUGGCCUUGGCUGAAAAGGCAGGCGUGGAGGUCAUCGUCAGAAUGGGUAGGACACUGUUUGAUCCCGAUGAGCUUGUUCAGAAAAACAAUGGGAAGCCGACAUUGAGCAUCACACAUGUGGAGAAAGCUGCUGUGAAGAUCAACAACGGUAAUCCGGAUAAACCACUGGAUCCUCCUGAUAGCAUUCCAGACCCAUGGGGUGAGAAGCAGAUGGAUCUAAGCAGUCUCGAUCCUGACUCAGUUGACAACAACCCGGAUUUGAAUUCGGAGCAUCGCACAAAGAAGGACGAGCAGUAUUCGAAUCUCAUGGGGCCUAAGAACGACUUCGCUGUCCCGUGGGACGAUAUAGGCAUUGACUUAUCCCAGGCGGCUACACCCCACCGAGGGGGUGAGCCAGAGGCACUGCGAGUCUUGAGCGAGUGUAUCGAGAAUGAGGAGUACAUUGCGCAAUUCGAGAAGCCCAAAACGUCUCCAGCGGCCUUUGAGCCUCAAUCCACCACCCUCUUAUCACCGCAUCUUCACUUCGGGUCCCUGUCUGUGCGGAAGUUCUGGUGGGAUGUCCAGGAUGUCUUCAACAAACAGCGAAAAGCUAAGAAGCCAGUCGCGUCUGUGCCGACUAAUCUUCAUGGCCAGCUGUUGUUCAGAGACAUGUAUUUCGCGGCACAGGCACCUCUUGGGCAUCGGUUUGCGCGCUCUCACGGAAACGAGGUUGCUCGGUUCAUUGAUUGGCACUUGCAGUCGAAUCCUCCUGACAAAGAUGGGGAGGUUGACGGGUCGUAUGAGGUGGACUCGCAGGAGGCAGAGGAAUGGUUCCAGCGGUGGAAAGAGGGACGGACGGGCUUCCCUUGGAUUGAUGCCUUGAUGCGUCAGCUCAGACAGGAAGGGUGGAUUCAUCAUCUCGGUAGACACAGUGUGGCCUGUUUCCUGACUCGGGGUGGUUGUUAUGUUUCGUGGGAGAGGGGCGCUGAAGUCUUUGAAGAGCUCUUGAUUGAUCAUGAAACCGCAUGCAACAUCGGUAACUGGCAGUGGCUUUCCUGCACUGCAUUCUAUGCGAUGUUCUACCGCUGCUACUCGCCCGUCGCUUUUGGUAAGAAGUGGGAUCCAGAAGGAAACCUGAUCAGACGGUAUUGCCCUGAGCUUGCAAAGUUUGACAAGAAGCACAUCUACGAGCCGUGGAAGGCUCCCAUUGCAGACCAGAAGAAAUGGGGAUGCAGAGUCACUGGCGAUGGCGCGUCGUCUCAUUCCGAUGAUGCCGAGACCACCUACCCGAAACCCAUGUUUGAUUUUGAUGAAAGGCGACAGAUCUGUCUAGAUGGUAUGAAGCAUGCGUAUGAUGUUGGUUUACAUGGCAACGAUGCCAAAGUCAAGGAUGGGUCUUGGAAGGCGGAGUUUGGAGAUUCUGGAAGUCGACCCGCGAAGAAGCAAAAGACCUCAUAG
Molecule: messenger RNA, 1803 nt
Organism: Penicillium olsonii
Lineage: Eukaryota; Fungi; Ascomycota; Eurotiomycetes; Eurotiales; Aspergillaceae
Source: the annotation of a GenBank genome assembly